Messenger RNA from Colossoma macropomum (tambaqui), 6114 nucleotides. It is a transcript of the gene pbx4, whose product is annotated as pre-B-cell leukemia transcription factor 4. Gene Ontology annotation, molecular function: DNA-binding transcription factor activity, RNA polymerase II-specific; RNA polymerase II cis-regulatory region sequence-specific DNA binding. Gene Ontology annotation, cellular component: nucleus. The transcript is spliced from 9 exons. Lineage: Eukaryota; Metazoa; Chordata; Actinopteri; Characiformes; Serrasalmidae. The coding region runs from base 1258 to 2403 and encodes 381 amino acids. The record is from RefSeq and is a predicted model, not a curated record. Gene Ontology annotation, biological process: eye development; animal organ morphogenesis; embryonic organ development.
UCCUCCUGGGCCGAUGACGUAGCGGCUAGUGUGGCCGCUACAGCGGUGCGAUUUAAGAGCAGCAAGAAGGAGCCGAGGGAGAGACCCACAGAGAGAGGGGGCUGAGAGAAAAGCAGGGGGCUUCGGGGGCGAAAUUAAGGAGCCAGCGGUCGGGUUGGCUGGGAUGGAGCCGAGCGUUUUCACUCUGAACAGCGAAUGCGGCGUUUUAGCAGCGUCUGUAUAGUCUUCGCUCCGAUUUGCCUGCGUUUUGCCGAGUAAGAGUCUGCAGCCGCUCCGUUCUCGCGCACAGAGCCGUUAACGUUAGCUUGCUUGGCUAGCUGCUGUUGCUAAGCUCGGCUAGAAAGAAAUGCUAGCUGGCCUCGCCGCCGAAGAAGGAAAAGAAAGGUAGCUAGCCAAGUCCGAGCGAGCGAGACAUUUUCUUCUUUCAGCGAAGCUGAAAGUGCGUUAAAUCACACUAAAAACUGUGACAUUGUCAGUUUUUCCUCCGACCUAACGUUAGUCUUCCGUCUCGACUUGGCAGUAUUUAAAAGAACUGUUUGUCGACGACACGUUUACAGAAAGUCCGCGGACAGUACAGUCAGCUUUGUGGUGUACAAAAGCUGUUUUUUUAAUUAGCUUAACGAGCCUUUAUGGUUGGUUUACUCCACCAGUUGUGUUACCAUCGUCGUCGACUUUUACCCAGUGUUUACCUGUGAUACAAGAACCAGACGAGAGUGUUAUUUUUUACGUAUUCGCGAUUUAUUUAUUUUAAAAUUGGCGCUAAUCUGCCCAGCGGACUCGGGGCUAACAGUUUUUGAUGAGACACUUUGUGAGAUCUUGUGUUGGGAGUUCUUAAUGUAGCCGAGGCUGUACGCUUUUUUAAUCUCUAUUCAUUUACGUUACUUGUGUUUUCAAGUCUUCGUGCUUCGUAGCCUCUCUUGAAGCUUUCUUUUCUUGUGCGUUCAUUUUCGAGCACGACCCCUUGUGUGUGCGAGUGGGGUUUUUUUUCCUUCAGUUGGUGCAUGUGGUCGCAUUUUUCCUCCUUCUUCUCGGCUCCUCAGUGUUUUGCGGUCAUCCUCCAUGCCCGCGCCCGCAGCAGUUUUCACUCUCUGCUACCUAACAAUUUUCUCCGAGCGUGAAGGAACUGCAUGUGCCUUUUAAUCCACCUUAGGAUCGUCAGUCGUACAUUUUUUUCGUGGGACUUGGUACAUGAUCACGGACCCGGGCACUUAGCUAAACUCCAUUGCAAAUUUUUUGCGAGGUCUCUCUGAAGAAAGCAUGGACGAUCAGACCCGCAUGCUUGGUCUAGGCGGGGGACUCGGCGCCCUAUCCCAGGCCGACGUGGGCGACCCGGACUCCGCCAGGAAGCAGCAGGCUCUCGGUCAGCCGCAGCAGGACAUAGGGGACAUCCUCCAGCAGAUCAUGGCCAUCACGGACGAGAGCCUGGACGAGGCGCAAGCACGAUGCUGGCAAGAGGAGGGACCAACCGAGUGGGGCGGAAGAGGUGACCCCACAGAGGGAGGGGCAGCUGGGGGGGGCACAGUAGGGGGUGCCCUGCCGCUCAACUUCCAGCACAGGAAACACGCCCUGAACUGUCACAGAAUGAAGCCUGCUCUCUUCAGUGUGCUGUGUGAGAUCAAAGAGAAGACUGUAUUGAGUAUCAGAGGGGUGCAGGAGGAGGACCCCCCUGACCCUCAGAUCAUGCGCCUGGACAACAUGCUUCUCGCUGAGGGUGUGUCAGGCCCAGAGAAAGGAGGUGGAUCAGCUGCGGCCGCAGCAGCCGCUGCAGCGGCAGGGGGGUCACCCAAUGAUGGAAGCAUCGAGCAUUCGGACUACAGAGCCAAACUCGCACAGAUCCGCCAGAUCUACCACUCAGAGCUGGAGAAGUACGAACAGGCUUGCAGUGAAUUCACCACCCAUGUGAUGAACCUGCUGCGGGAGCAGUCACGUACACGGCCCAUCUCACCCAAAGAGAUCGAGCGCAUGGUGGCCAUCAUCCACCGCAAGUUCAGCUCCAUCCAGAUGCAGCUCAAACAGAGCACGUGUGAGGCAGUCAUGAUCCUCCGCUCUCGCUUCCUCGAUGCCAGACGCAAGAGACGUAACUUCAAUAAGCAAGCUACAGAGGUGCUGAAUGAGUAUUUUUACUCUCACCUGUCCAACCCCUACCCCAGUGAGGAAGCAAAGGAGGAGCUGGCCAAAAAGUGUGGGAUCACUGUCUCUCAGGUCUCUAAUUGGUUCGGCAACAAGAGAAUUCGGUACAAGAAGAACAUUGGUAAGUUCCAAGAGGAAGCAAAUCUGUACGCAGUUAAAACAGCGGUGGAUGCUGCAAAUGUGUCUGCACAGGCUAGCCAGGCAAACUCUCCGGCGACACCCAACUCAGGUGGAUACCCUGCACCGUGCUACACACCUGACGGGCGGCUAUGAGGAGCUGUCAGGAAGUGCCCUUUACACUCCACACCACCUAGAUGCCAACAGCAGCUGGCAGGACAACCCCAAGCCCUCCUCCAUCACCCCUCCACCUGGACAUCCCAGCAGCGUCCAUUCGGACACCUCCACCUGAGACACGGAGCUUCCACCCCCACCACAAACACGUUCACAAUCUGAACUCUUCCACCAGUGCAGCCCUGCUUCCUCCUCGAUCUCUGCUUUUGUUACACUAGCAUCUGUUAAAGCUGGCAAACAUUUUUCCCCAAGUUCCACUUUGUAGGUCAGCUCCACUGUGGGCUUUGAUGGGCCGCAGACUACAAACAUUCGAACACGUUUUCUGACCCAUUCGUUCAGCCAGUGAAGACCACACAGGAGCUCCUACCUUCCUGCUGAAACCAAAGUGCUGUCAGCAGUCAAAUCUCCUUCUGUUCAUCGAAGAACCACCUCAGACAACUGAAACGCAAAGACUUCAUGCAAAAUUUCCUCAGUCCCCAUUUAGAGCUUGUUUUGUUAGUGUUUUCCUUUGUGUACUUUACAGCUGCAUAAGUAAAUUAGGGUAACUAGUUUUGUUAUUGCAAGAUUCAUGCGCAUUUACACUGUUGCAUUCCGCUGUUCAGAGAAUCAACUAAGCACAAAUAUUAAUGAGCUUGAGAAGAGUGAGGGUGGAAGUGGAGAAGACAACAGCAUAUUGCACCUAGAAUGGGUGCUGAGUCAUUUUUAACAGUUACUUCUAGAGAAAUGGAGCCAAAUGGUGGGCAGGUCUGUACAGGAGCAGAGGGCAAGAAAAAUUUAAACCAUGCAGUUAGGGGCUACAUUUGCCCCAGCCUGCUGUGUCUUUUAAGAGAAGUGGAGGUUUUGUUUAGUUCUUGUAUUCUUGAAAUAUUUUUUUUGUAACACACCUUCCCACAAAUAACGCACCAGCCACCAAAUAAAAGUACAUUGUAGACUUUUAUUAGAGUUUUUCACUUUGUUAGAAAGGGAGUGGAUGGUAUGUGGAGCAGUGGUGUAGAAUUGGGCCGGGAGUUUCUAGUGUCUUGUUUUUUUUUGUCCUUUUGUUUUUUUAACUUUUAAGAGAUAAGAUAAAUCUGUCUUCCAUGCAUGUAGGCUUCAAAGCUGUUUUAGAGAUUCCAGUUGCGUAGCUUGUCAGUUUGAGAUUCUUUUUGUUUUCCUCAUUGUUAAUUUUACAUAAAGAAAUGCUACAGAAAGGAGAGGAUAUGACAGACCAAAAAAAACAAAAUGAAUAAAUAACCUUACCAUGCAUCAUGUAUCAUGUACAUGCACACAGUGUACUGCCCCUCCAGGACUCUGUGACCGUGAGGCUUUUUUGCAGUGCAGUGUGCUUCCCUACGGCUUUGCAUCAGCCCUCAGAUGCAGUGACACACCGGAAAAGAUCCAGUGCUAGCAGACUGCAGUCUUUACCUGUACUCUUCAAAACCAAAAAUGUUAAAUACUAGAUGCUUAUGAGAGUGUCUCAUAAAUGUAGAUGUAAAUUGUGCUUGUUACAGUUUGGGAGGAAGCGGAUACUGUAGGGAAUCGUUUUGAUUUUGUGCUUCUGUAUGUGUUGUCCGAUGGCCUCUCGUGGUACAUAUGUGUGUGCGCAUGAGUGUGCACAGGAUGUGUUUGGGAUUUUUGUUUUUUUUUCUUCUCUUUUUUUUGGUCUUGUCAGUUACACUUUUUUUAAUAACUGAUUGUAUUAUAUGUGCAAUUGAAAGCACCCAUCCCGUAAUAAUAGCAUGCCAUAAAAGCACAUGCCGUCCCUUCUUUUGCUUACCAUUUUAUGCUUUAUAACACAGGAACUCCUUUCUUUUUUAAAACCAGUUAACGUGGCCAAGCAACAAGGGCUUUUCUCCUUUGAAGUUUAACCAAAAACUAGCAGCAGACAUGUUCUGAAUUUGAAAUAGGUGGACUGCAGCCAACAUUGAGGAAUAACAGACCAAUCUCGAGUAUCGUGUUUCUGACACAGGAGAUACGGUAUGCUGGGUCGUGUUGUUUUUAACGCUCGUCUGUCCCUCUCUCUUUCUUUUUAAUACAGUCGGACCAUGGUAGUACCAGGUUUUUGAUACAUGAAUGGAAAUUGUUACACAAAAGGACUCAACACUGAAACAUAAGAGGGGUUUUGUUUAUAUGUAUGAAAGAACAAACUCUAAGGACCUUUCUAAGGAUUUACCCAGAUCAUAGUGUCAUGUAUAGAAUAAUUUUAGUUCAAAUAUUUCAUAUGGCUGUCUUAUAACUAAUGCUAUUAUUACACCAAAUUACGUUUCAUUUUGUUUUUUCUUUCUUUCUCCUUUUUGUACCGGUCAUCUAUGGAUGUCAUUGUACAGAUUGUGGAAUGUUUCAGUGUACUUCUCUUUUUAUAUACUUACAUGUUGUUUCUUUUUUUAAUGCCUGGUUUGUUUUGCCUUUACUCUGCUGAUGAGUUAGAGUAAUAUUUGUAAUGUUUAUUUUGAGUUUUGUUUGACUUUAAAUUUGGGUUUUGGAGUUUUUUUUUUGCGUGUUUUUGUUAGAGCUGAUAUUUGUGCAUGGUGCAGUGAGAAAUUUCCUCGUGAGCCCAAAUUUAAAUUGCAUACAGGUUCUCAAGGGUUCCACAGUGGUGUUAUAGUCUAGAGCAGUGCUCCUCAAUCCAGUCCACAAGGACCCCCACUCAUAUUGAUGUAUUUUAUCUGUAAUCACACCUCAUUAAGGGGUGUAGAGUGUUGAUUACCUGGCUCAGAUGGUUCAGGAAUACCUGGAAUAUAGCAAAAAUAGGGAAUAAUUUGGGUUACGGAAGAUAGGACUGAGAACCUAGAGCAGUGGUCACUAACUGUAUUCCUAGACAGUUAAUAUGUGGGAUUAAGAUGGUUGUAGUUUUGUUCAUGUGUGGUGUUCUUGCUCAUUAUAGCAACCUCCAUCACUACUCCUUAUCCUAGCACUUCAGGCAGGGCAUGCACAGUUUUACUCUUCUUUACACCUCUUGAAGCAGGUCAAAUGUGCAGAGACACGUCUGAAACCUUCCGAUUGUACGCUUCCGUUUUCAUUGCUAGUCGUGGUGGCAUCAGCAUCACUGCAGAAAGAAGCAGCACGUUUCACACCAUAGUUUCAGAGUGCAAGCAGAUUCCUGUGGAAGAUGACUGAAAGUUCACCUCUUGCUGGCGUUCACACGUUGCAGUUGGUCUUAAAAUAACUUCAAACAAGCUGAAUGAGAAGAGAGGGCACUCUGCAAGCACCUUGCAAACGCAGCAUAACAGUCAAGGCUGAUUUGCAUGAGCCGGUAAGAGCACUGACCCAGCAUCAGUUUCCUGCCCUGUUUGGAUUGAUCGCAGCCACAAAAACCGAUCCUGGUUCAGAACUCUUACUCUGAUAUUAUUCACGAAACCCCUGUGCAGACCAGCGAGACCACUUCAUGACCCAAGGUUAAUUCUACUGCACCAUAACAAAUGACAAAUUGUACUUUUCUAUUAUUUUCUUAAAACUGUAGUAUAUCCUUCUUCCUCCCAUCUUUCCCCCCUUCUGUACUCACCAAUCCCCCUUUCUCUACCUCUCCUCUUCUCUCCAUUUCUCUUGUAUAUAAACCUUGCCAUUUUCAGACUUGCUAGUCUGUUAUGAACUCCUUUUAUACCUCAACUUUAGAACUGUUCUAGUAAGAGGAAAAAAAAACAAAAGAAAUAUGAGAAUUGUAGUGUUCCUUAUUAGAAAAACAAAAACUAAUAAAAUAAUCUAGUGUGCUUUUGA